AUGACUUUACCUUCGGCGGAGCAGACAUUUCCGACAGCCUUAUCACGGAAUGCGGAUUCUUGGUUGUCAAUCCCUGGAUUCUUGGGAUGUACCAAAUCUUGCAUUUUUAAUGAUCCGAUCGAAUCGGGCACAUGGUUUACUCCUAAUAUCGUACAUGGUCUUCAUGCUACUCAACUUGAACGGGGUCAGGACUCAUGUCAAGCAAUUACCCCUGUUCAACCGCCUCUCAACCAUAUGUCGAGCUUGAAUAAUAAAUCGAAAUCUAAAUCCAAUGCCUGCACGCCCGCCAGAAAUACCCACUUAUCCGUUGCUACGAAUCGAGUCAAGGGAUCUGCUCGCAUUGGCAAAACCAAAAAGCAUUCGGCCGCCAGUGCCUCUGUUAUCAGGAAAAGGGCGAGGGAACGGAGAGCGCAUCUGUUUCAAGCAUUUGCUCCACUCGAGAAGGCAAAGAAGGCUCUGAAAUCUUAUUCCAAGUCGUCCAGACACUUCAGACAAAAGUCCGAGUACUUUUUUCUUCAGUUGGAGAAGCUUAUAGAUGAGGCUAUCUGCUCAGAUGAUGCAUCUGAUUCUUCCUCAAUGUCAGAGGCAUCAGAUUUGGAGGCGGAUUCAGCAUAUGGCUCAUUUUCUGACAUGCCACUAUCGGAAGUUUCGAGCUCUGUAUUUGAGGAACAGUAUGUUCACCUUGGAAGGCAGGCUACUGCACCAUCCAGUAUUCAAGAUUCGGAACUUCAAUCGGAUGAAGAAUCACCUAGACCACUUCAGCCUUUGUCGCCUACCUAUUCAUGUACAUAUGGACCUGGAGACGAACGAUGUCCAUAUGCUACAAGCAGAAAGUCCGAUUGGAUUCGACACGAAGAAUCCGAGAAACAUUGGCCACAGAAGCGUUAUAUGUGUAUGCUCUGCGCCGAACUACAAUCAGACGACGAUUCAAAUCCUUGUUGCACUUACUGCUCUUUAGCAUUCUCAACAAUUGAGGAAGUGCGAAGUCAUAGCUUGAAUUGCAUCGAAGCAAGAAGAAAGGGAAAAACUUUCACAGGAGCAAAGACUGAUCACUUUCAAUCUCAUCUAGUCGAAGUUCAUCAUCGUCCUGGACUUGACACAACCUCUGCAGCCUGGACAUACAAUCACAAAACAAAAUGGCCAAGGUACUGUGGUUUCUGUACAUACCACUUCAAAGAUUGGGAAGAGAGAAAACAUCACGUUGCCGAGCAUUUCAAAAGCGGUGCUGAUAUCUCAAAGUGGAAUCCCUUAUUACACAAUCCCCGACGAAAACCCGCGGACGAGCCAGGCUUAUCACCAAGAAAUGACGAUGAUGAUGACGAUGACGAUGAUGAUGACGAUAAUUUGCACCAACAUGGCAGAGGAAGGUAUCCUACAUAUUCAGCUAUGCAAAGCAAUUACUCUACGACUAACAGUAACAGCAGCAAUUCUUGCGAACUAUCAAAUAAUAGCUACUUGGACUGGGAUAAUAAUGAAGGUGGAUGGGGUCAGUAUAAUUACGAAUAUGAGGAACAUUGCUCGAACUCAAUUACGAGCUACGUCAAUCGCCCUCGAAGAGGUCGACAGGGUAUGAAACGAAACAACUCUGGCCAUGAAGCCUAUGAAAACGAAUCCACCAGCAACUCAUAUUCUACUGGUGAUGAGUCUUUACGCUCUGAGCCAACAAACACGGUGUCGAGAGUCUUCCAAGAAAGCGCAGCUUUGGCGACGUUGCAAAUGGGACAGUCAAUGAUGAGUACGUGCGAAGAGAGGGAUAGUCCGAAUCACAAAAUAAGUUCGGAAAAUAUUAGAAUCAAGAGGCAGCCUCCGAAAAUCACAUUCAACUCACAAAGAAGUCCUCGAGAGUAUUAUCAUUCUCGUCCGCAUCCAGGAUGUUCAGGAGAGCUUGGGCAACCUUCCGACUGGCAGCGACGUCGGCUGGAAGUGCAUACGAAAGGAAACAAAAAGCUUCGCUUUGAAUCUCGCUGGAAACGUUGUACUGAAUGUGGUGCGCCUCUCACCAGAGAAGAUAUUUUGAGAGACUAUCGGGUUCUCGAUCGAAUGCACCACUUUAGGGACCAUCUGAAAUCUCACCAUCAAGCAGCAACUGAAAUUCUGGAAUGGCUGCUAUUUGGAACAAAUAACUCAAAGUCUGACAAUCCAUCCAGGCUUGAUCCUCAUGUCCUGGCCAAAGAAUGGAAGUUUCGCAGAGUAUUUAAGGUAUCCUACUCUGGACCAUUGCAUCACAGUCCCGGGAAGUAUAAAGAUGGGAGCCUUCUUACGUCUUCCGACAUGAUCUCAUGGAGCGAUAGUGGCAACUACGUCUUUGAUCCAUCGAAUCGUUUUUUGAAUAACAAAAAGACUUGUGGACCAGGACAACAAUUGCAAGAUCAUUUCUAUAAAUUCACACGUGAUCGGAAAUAUAGGGCGAAUGGGCAUUCUUGUAAAAGAAAGCCGGAUUGCCCUAGAUACCAAGGAUUUGAAGAACAACGUGUUUUGUGGCCAAUUUUUCUACUUUUGGAGUGUGAAAUAACGGAAAAGCAACUGACUUGGAUGAUCAAACAGAGUUUCAAGCCUUUUGGGAUUUUAUCCGACCGACCAAGAUAUCAAGUGACGAAAUUAGGUUUUCCACAAUCGGUAGCGAUUGAAAGAUAUCUUUGUGAUUUUGAUCUUUCCGAACACCUGGCGUACCUGGCUUCCCGGCAUAUUGAUGGCAAUUGA
Botrytis sinoallii is the source of this 2700-nucleotide messenger RNA. RefSeq lists its product as uncharacterized. NCBI's taxonomy places the organism in Eukaryota, Fungi, Ascomycota, Leotiomycetes, Helotiales, Sclerotiniaceae. Bases 1 to 2700 code for a protein of 899 amino acids. The record is from RefSeq and is a predicted model, not a curated record. The transcript has 5 exons.